AUGGCAGAAGGCCAAGAAGAACCAAAAAAGAUUACAAUCACAGUAAAAACUCCAAAGGAAAAACAACAAGUAGAUGUCGAGGAAGAUGCGGAUAUUAAAAAACUCAAGGAAGUAUUGUCACCCAAAUUCAAUGCUGAACCAGAGCAACUCUGUCUCAUAUUCGCUGGUAAAAUAAUGAAUGAUGGCGAUACCUUGAAACAACAUAACAUCAAGGAUGGGCUAACUGUGCAUCUCGUGAUAAAAACUCCACCGAGACCAGAGCCUGAAGGCGGUACCCGUCGCCCCCCAGCGGAUGUAAGUGCUACUCCAUUUGGUCUGAACUCUUUGGGUGGUCUUGCUGGAUUGGAAAGCCUGGGUCUUGGUCAGAGCACUUUUAUGGACAUGCAGUCUCGGAUGCAGCAAGAGUUAUUAUCAAACCCUGAAAUGUUGAGGCAUGUUUUAGAUAAUCCAUUGGUUCAGCAAAUGAUGAAUGAUCCUGAAAAUAUGAGGACUCUUAUUACAUCUAAUCCUCAAAUGCAGGAUCUUAUGGCACGAAAUCCAGAGAUAAGUCAUAUGUUGAAUAAUCCUGACCUUCUUCGACAAACUAUGGAGUUGGCACGUAAUCCAGCUAUGCUUCAGGAGUUAAUGAGGUCUCAUGAUAGGGCACUGUCUAAUCUUGAAAGCAUACCAGGUGGUUAUAAUGCAUUACAAAGGAUGUAUCGUGAUAUACAAGAGCCUAUGUUAAAUGUUGCCAGCAGCAUGGCGGGAAAUCCAUUCUCGGGGCUAGUUGAUAACUCAGAUGGUACCAACCCUCAACAAGGAGCAGAAAAUCGUCAACCACUACCCAACCCUUGGCAGCGUGGAGGGGGAGCAGCUAGCACAGGGACUACAGGGGCAGGUGCAGCCACAGGCACUGGACCUGGUCUAAUCAACACUCCUGGAAUGCAGUCCUUACUGCAGCAAAUGUCGGAGAACCCUCGCUUAAUGCAAUCCAUGUUGUCUGCACCAUAUACUAAUAGUAUGCUGCAAGCUCUUGCUGCUGACCCAGAAAUGGCUUCACAACUUAUUAAUCAGAAUCCAAUGUUCGCCAAUAAUCCACAACUUCAGGAACAAAUUCGCACGAUGAUGCCUCAAAUGCUGACACAACUGCAAAACCCAGAAAUGCAACAAAUGAUGUCUAACCCACAGGCCUUAGGCGCUUUGCUGCAAAUCCAGCAGGGUAUGGAGCAGCUACGUGCGGCUGCUCCAAGUUUAGUGAAUAACUUGGGCUUUGGCGCCGCUGCUGCUACAGCUCAGCCACCCGCUACGCCUGCGCCUCCUACAAAUAACCCAGCUCAAGGUCGCCAGCAGCAGAACAGUGAGCUAUUUACCCAGUUUAUGCAACGGAUGAUGUCAUCGAUGUCCAACGAUCAGAAUAGUUCCCAGCAGCCGCCUGAACAGCGGUACUCACAGCAAUUGGAACAACUUGCCGCUAUGGGAUUUCUCAACCGGGACGCGAACUUGCAAGCAUUGAUCGCAACAUUUGGCGACGUGAAUGCGGCUGUGGAGAGGCUGCUGGCGCUUGGUCAGCUCUCUAUGAGCUAA
Messenger RNA from Pieris macdunnoughi, 1563 nucleotides. NCBI's taxonomy places the organism in Eukaryota, Metazoa, Arthropoda, Insecta, Lepidoptera, Pieridae. The record is from the annotation of a GenBank genome assembly.